ACAGUAUAAAGACGGGCGGCGGUGAUGUGUGAUUGCUGGGGAGGUUGUCCUCACUCGCCUUCGCAGCAUCGUAGCUGAGGGCUACGGACUGCAUGUGCGCUUGGGAAGCCAAGCGACAAUCGCAGCUUCACUCGCAAUCAGGACUAUCAGGGGCACAAGAGGAGGUGCGUAUCCGACGGCAUCGAAAGGAGCCGCAUCAGGAUGAGCAUUUAUGGCAAAAAUCGAAAGGAAAGCAGCAAAACAUGAUGGCCCGGGAGCCCUGUCUUCCAACCGCGUUAGCCUUACCCCGUUCCUGCUUCACCUAUACACGGUGUUUUUGCGAGGAAAACGUAUACUUGCUUCUCGCCAAGCUGCACGCCUUAAUAUCAUCUUCGGAAGAUCUUUUAGGAUGCCAGCUGUCUGCCUUAUUCGUAUCAAAUUCACUGAAAGCCUGUCCUAUCUGGAUGCAGCGUGAAACGGGGGAAGCCUUGGGGAAUGCGGAUCAAGUAGAGGACAGGGAGGAAGCGGGGACGGAGGGAAACGAAGAAAAUAAAAUCGCUGAAUUUUCGCUAAACGACGGGCCAAUAUUAUGGGACUAUCACGUCGUCGCGCUUUUAGAGACGCCCGGGGGCCUGGCCUAUGUCUACGACCUGGACACGCGCCUGGAGCCCUUCCCUUGCCCGGCCGGAGCGUACGUGAGGAAGGCGUUCAAACCGGACUUGCCCCUGAGGGAGGAGUACCGACAGGGCGCCAACUCCGCCUCUGCCAUGACCCUGCCUGCCUUUUGGAAGGUGGACGAGGAAGAGGAAGGAGAGAAGGAGGGCGGGACGGAGGGAAAACUGGGGGAGGUUUUGUCACUCGGAGACUUGUUGAAACGUAUAAAGUAAAGGGGAGAAGAAGACUGUGGGUGAAG
Messenger RNA from Nannochloropsis gaditana CCMP526, 892 nucleotides. Its product is annotated as glutamine amidohydrolase-like protein. The transcript is spliced from 4 exons. Gene Ontology annotation, molecular function: protein-N-terminal glutamine amidohydrolase activity; protein-N-terminal asparagine amidohydrolase activity. Bases 93 to 866 code for a protein of 257 amino acids. The record is from RefSeq and is a predicted model, not a curated record. Gene Ontology annotation, cellular component: nucleus; cytosol.